Molecule: messenger RNA, 2004 nt
Organism: Syzygium oleosum
Lineage: Eukaryota; Viridiplantae; Streptophyta; Magnoliopsida; Myrtales; Myrtaceae
Source: RefSeq, a predicted model, not a curated record
CGGACCCAAUCCGCAGGUGUUAAUCAGCUUCCAUCGCGAGGAAGUACUCGCGAGCUGCAGCCUCAAAGGAGGAGGAAUCUGCAUUUGAGCGGAUCGCUGGACGGAGUCGUCAAAUCAUCGAUUCUGGUCGCGAAGAGCGCACUUGCCAUCUACAAGACAAGGACGCAAGUGAAUCCAAAACCAAAAGCGAGCGAGAGAGGGAGAGAGACAGAGACAGAGAUAGAGAGAGGAGUUAAAAAAUAGGAAAAGAACAAUAAACAAAGGGAGACCCACCACGCCACCCACUUUUCUCUCCCUUAAGACCCUCUCUUGGAUCUCUCCCCCUCUCUCUCAUAUGAUCGCACAGAGAGCUUUUGGAACUCCCAGCUGCUGCUUCUUCUUCUUCUUCUUCUUCUUCUUCCUCCUCAGUCUUUCUCUUCAUGGCUCUCCUCACUUUCCUACCGGACAGCUCCUCCAGCCACAAGCAAAAACCACCCCCUCCUUCCAAACGCAAGCGAACCAAGCAGCAGCACCACUACCACCAGAAGCAGCACCAGCACCAGCACGAGCAGGAUCCGAACCUGAAGCUGAAGCAAAAGCAGAAGCAGCCCGCGCCGCCGCCAACGCAGUCGUCGUGGGACCAAUUCAAGAGCCUCCUCACGUGCAAGCAGGUUGAGGGUUCCGCCGUCCAUGACCCCUCCAAGAGCAACAAGCUCGUCGCCGGCGGCUCCUCAUGCAGCUCCAUAUGCAGCUUCCGGGACGUCGUCCACGGCAACACCCGUGUGGUCCACCGGGCUGACAACUCCCCCGAGAGCAGCUCCGUCGGCCAGGAGGCCGGCCUCCUGAGCCGGAAAGGCGGGAGUGGGUCCUCUUCCUCCCGGUCGCUGGCUGGGUCGGCAAGAUCCCACGGCGGCGGCGGAGGAUCGUCGAGAGGCAUGCAAUUCAGGAAGCUCUCCGGGUGUUACGAGUGCCACAUGAUCGUUGACCCCAGCAGGUAUCCAUACACGCCCAGGUCAACCAUAUGCGCAUGCUCUCAGUGCGGCGAAGUCUUCCCUAAGCUUGAGAGCCUGGAGCUUCAUCAAGCAGUUCGUCAUGCCGUGUCGGAGCUGGCGCCGGAAGAUUCGGGCCGCCACAUCGUGGAGAUCAUCUUCAAGUCGAGCUGGCUGAAGAAGGACAACCCCAUCUGCCAGAUCGAGCGGAUCCUGAAGGUCCACAACACCCAGCGCACCAUCCAGCGCUUCGAGGACUGCCGGGACGCCGUCAAGACCCGCGCCCUCGCCAGCGCCCGCAAGAACCCGCGCUGCGCCGCCGACGGCAACGAGCUCCUCCGCUUCCACUGCACCACCCUCGCCUGCGCCCUCGGCUCCGGCGGCUCCGCCAGCCUCUGCGGUUCCGUGCCCGGCUGCGGCGUCUGCACCGUCAUCCGCCACGGCUUCCACGCCAGGGGCGGCCAGGGCGGGGGCGUCUGCACCACGGCCAGCAGCGGCCGGGCCCACGACUCGCUCCGGUGCGCCGACGGCCGGCGGGCCAUGCUCGUGUGCCGCGUCAUCGCUGGCCGGGUCCGCCGCGUGGCCGAGGACGCCACGGCCGCAGCAGCCGCAGCAGCCGGGGAGGAGGACGGCGGCGCCGCGGCUAUGGCGGCCGGCUCGUACGACUCCGUGGCGGGCCACGCCGGGGUGUACUCGAAUCUGGAGGAGCUGUUCGUGUUCAAUCCCAAGGCCAUCCUGCCUUGUUUCGUGGUGAUUUACAAGGCCCUCGAGUCUUGAAAAAGAUUAGUGGACAAUCUUUAAUGGAGCAUCAAACUUCAUUUUGGCUUUUGUCGUAAGGUUUUCAUUCGAUCAAGUGUUAGCACCAAACCAAGUCAGAGGUAGGCGUAGCUGAUGGACACGGUUGACUUUCGAUCAUCGAUUCACGAAUUUUGUAUAUAUUAAUGUGUUCUUUCGUUCGACAUAUAUAAUGUCGAAUUAUCAGGAACUUCAUCUUUCCGAUUGUCUAUUUAGGAUUUUGUGUUUACGAGUUUUUCAA